Molecule: messenger RNA, 513 nt
Organism: Sitophilus oryzae (rice weevil)
Lineage: Eukaryota; Metazoa; Arthropoda; Insecta; Coleoptera; Curculionidae
Gene: mRpS14
Product: 28S ribosomal protein S14, mitochondrial
Exons: 2
Coding region: 83-457 (124 amino acids)
Biological process (GO): translation
Cellular component (GO): ribosome; mitochondrial small ribosomal subunit
Molecular function (GO): structural constituent of ribosome
Source: RefSeq, a predicted model, not a curated record
CACACAAAACUGUGUCACAAAAUAAAAAAGAUGAAGAAUUUACUUCCAACCUAAGAAAAUCGGCCCAGUUCCAAAUUCCAAGAUGAAUUUUGUUAAAAAUAUAUUUCAAAUAAUACCCCAACCGGCUUAUAAUCUGCAACAAGUGAGAUAUAAAUGGGCCAACCACUGGAUGGCUAGAGACGUUAAAAGAAGGAAAAUUGUAACAGAGCUGGCCCCCACUAGACUGCGUAUCAAUUCAAUGAGAAGAAACAACAUCUUACCUCCAGAAAUUAGGGAAAUAGCCGACGCAGAAAUAAAGGCUAUGCCAAACAAUUCAUCCCCGCUUCAAAUCCAUAGUAGGUGCGUGAUCACUUCGAGACCAAGAGGUGUAGUGUUCCGUUGGAGACUCAGUCGUAUAGUUUUCAGACAUCUAGCCGAUUACAAUAAGCUUUCCGGCGUACAAAGAGCCAUGUGGUAGAAAUAUUUAAUUACAAUAUAUGAUGUAUUAGUGAUAUUAAAGUAUGUGUUGUUUAA